AUGGUUCUAAAAAAUGGCGGCAUUAAAAAGGAGUACCUAGCUUCCAUUAUCUAUAGAGAGCUAGACAAGUACUACGAUGGCCUGCUUGAAAUCCUUCAGAAAGGGGAUUCGGCUGCUUGCCGUACCUGGAUCAGACGGAUAGGUGAUUUUGGCUACACUGGGACAAAGAUUACUGAUGGCUUUCCGCCCGACAAAACGGAGCAGAUCAAAUUACUUCUUGAUGCUGGGUUUCUGCCAUCUAAGCUAUAUUUCUUGCGAACGCUCUUCGAAUUAUAUCUUAGAGACUUCCUCGAGAGUCUAGAAUGUCUUAAGAUAAAGAUUCCCCAGUCAACCUACGCUUAUUGCAUUGCUGAUCCGUACGGGGUACUCAAAGAAGACGAGAUCCACCUUGCAUUUGGAGAGUGCUGGGAUGAUGAUUCUGGAGAUCUAGAUCUAGACGGCAUUGACGUUCUUGUGGCGCGUGCUCCCGCUCAUUUACCCGCUGAUAUUCAAAAGCGCCGGGCAGUAUUUCAUCCUGCCCUGAGACAUUUAAAGAAUGUGGCUAUAUUCCCUACAACAGGUGACGUUCCGCUUGCCUCGUUGCUUUCUGGUGGUGACUACGACGGUGAUGAAGUUUGGGUUUGCUGGGAUCCAGAGCUGGUAAGCCCAUUCCAUAACCAGCCAUCUCACGAAAUACCACAACCAGAGAAAUAUGGCCUGAUCAAAAUAUCUAAACCGCUGGGCAAUACUCCAUUUGACGAAUUUAUGGCCAAAGCUUUCCAUUUCAACCUCUCACCGAAUACACUUGGCCUGUGCACCAAUGAGCAUGAGCGGUAUUGUUACUCUUUAGGUGGUAUCGGAUCUCCUAACGCAGUGGACUUCUCCUGUUUACUCAGCCAUCUCGCCGAUACUCGAAAAUCAGGGUACGAAUACCCGCCGGAAAACCGACGUGCAUUCCGUAAGACUCUAGGCAAACCUACUAGCGAUAAUCCUGCAUAUAAAGACUCUGAUAUCUCAACCCCUAAGCCGGACGAUAUCAUUGACUAUCUCAAAUUCCAGGUUAUCGAGACGGAGAGAAAGAGGAUUUUAGCCCGCUUGAACAAUGAUUGCCCUUCGAUAAACAUAUGCAGGACCGACAGAGACCUUGUGGCGAUAUGGAAAAAGGCAUGGGACCUUGCCAACUACGAACGAGAUGUGAAAAAUAGCACCAUAUUGCUGGACACCAUACAAGGCAUUAGGAAGAAGGUGAAGAAAGUCUUUGAAGACUGGAAUGUUGUGAGAGAUAAACUAUCCACCGAAGGUAGAAUCACUCUUGCCAACGAGUUCUUGAUGGCGAUCCGCGCUCCUCACUUUGAACAUGACCGCAGCAUUAUAUGGAGAUUCUCUGAAUAUGAAUGGCAGACGUUCCUUGCUUCUUGUGCAUACGAGCAGUACUCUGAAAAACCUUUCCCAUGGUACGCAACGGCCAAGGUCCUCUGUGGAAUCAAGUGUACGGCCAACGGUCAGUGCCGUUACGUCACGCCAGCUAUUUACCAACUCCUGGAUGUGAACAAUUCACGGGCAAAGAAAGUGGAAGCGGAUCGCCGCAAGGCGGAGGCGGAAGAGUACGCGGCAGCCACUGCAUUCCUCUAUGAGAUGGAAGAGAACGCGGAAUUCUCUACAUUCCUUGAUGAAGAUGAUGGUGGUGACCGGUGGUGA
Arthroderma uncinatum is the source of this 1677-nucleotide messenger RNA. RefSeq names its product RNA-directed RNA polymerase. Gene Ontology annotation, cellular component: nuclear RNA-directed RNA polymerase complex. Bases 1 to 1677 code for a protein of 558 amino acids. The transcript has a single exon. NCBI's taxonomy places the organism in Eukaryota, Fungi, Ascomycota, Eurotiomycetes, Onygenales, Arthrodermataceae. Gene Ontology annotation, molecular function: RNA-directed RNA polymerase activity. The record is from RefSeq and is a predicted model, not a curated record. Gene Ontology annotation, biological process: siRNA processing.